AUGGUGAGACUUCACUUUGCUGAAAUAGGCUUGGAUACGCCUAAAAAUCCUAGGAUCAAGAGAAGUAGAGUUUUUGAUGUAGAAAUCCAGGGCAAGAAAAAAGAGAAAAAUUUCAAUAUCGAAGCUGUUGCAGGGGGUGUGAAUUUGAACGCAACCCUGGAAUAUAAUGACGUUCAUGUUCGUGACAACCGAUUGGAGAUUCACUUGUAUUGGUCCGGAAAAGGUUCACCUUUCGCACGUUACCGUGGUCCCCUAAUAUCAGCUAUUUCCAUAUCUCCCGUUCCUAAAAGGCAUCUGAAACUUUCUUCUGCAAUCAUCGUUGGAAUUGUUGUAUCUUCAAUACUUGCUGUUAUAUUAAUCUUAGCUCUCUUCUGGAAGUUCGGCUGGCUUGGUGGAAAAAAUAAUAAGAAUGUCGAACAAAAAGGUAUCGAGCUAUUCCCUGGAGGGGUUUUGAACUUCCAACAAAUAAAAGCAGGUACUAAUAGUUUUGAUCCUAAGAACAAGAUAGGCCAAGGAGGUUUCGGGGAUGUCUACAAGGGUGUGCUACGAAAUGGGACUAUAGUAGCUGUAAAAAAGCUUUCAGCAAAGUCCAAACAAGGAGCCAAGGAAUUUAUAAAUGAAAUUGGUACUAGUUAUGCUUUGCAACACCCAAAUCUCAUAAGGCUAUUGGGAUGUUGUGCUGAACAAAGCGAACUUCUAAUUGUCUAUGAGUACAUGGAAAAUAAUUCUCUUGAGCAGGCAUUAUUUGGUAAACAAGACAUUUUCUUUGUACAUGCAACACGUUUAAAAUCUCUGUAAAAUUGCAGCAUAUGAAGUCUCUUAACUCGCUGGCAUCUG
Molecule: messenger RNA, 837 nt
Organism: Coffea arabica (coffee)
Lineage: Eukaryota; Viridiplantae; Streptophyta; Magnoliopsida; Gentianales; Rubiaceae
Product: probable LRR receptor-like serine/threonine-protein kinase At1g53440
Biological process (GO): protein phosphorylation
Molecular function (GO): protein kinase activity; ATP binding
Source: RefSeq, a predicted model, not a curated record